UGGACAAUGCUAAAAGAGCAGGGUUGGUAGUAUCCAUUCCAUAAUCUUUUGGAUGUGGAUAGUCGCCAGUCUUCAGCUUGAUACUUUCAAGCCUCCUGUCAUGGGGUCGUAAACGUCGUAUGUUGUCAUCCGUCGUCAAAAUGUAGUGACACCUGUAAGACACAUGCGGAGUAAUGAGGGGGUUGAUCAACAUAAAAAGGCCGAAAUAUCGCUCGUUUGAUCUCUUACUUCAUCCUCACUCUUCAUCUUUGUAUUUGUUGGCCUCACAUAAACGAUUCUUCCUUCAUCAUGUUGCUCCUCAAACCCCUUGCACUGUUCUCAUCACUUGCUCUGGGCUCUGCCAUCCCAAAUCUCGAGAAACGCGCUCCAUAUCAGACACGAAUCUUGGAUACUGGAACCACCUUUGUAGAAGAGAAUAAUGGAUGGUGGCAAUUGAUUGAGUAAGCUGUCCUCCAUCUACAAUCUCUCUUCUCGUUUCUCUAUCAUACAAGCCGGGGGGCCUUUUCUCUACUCCUACCCAAGAGUGACUUUUUGAUUAGCCUUACUAACAGGAACACAGCGCCACUGGUGAUGGCAGACCAGACUUAGCCUACAUCAAGAAUAAGAACACAGGGACUGGAUCUGUCGAAGUUCAUAUUGCCUCUUCAUCUUCCAAUUUCCAGACUCGAAUUCUUGAAGUCGGCACCACAUUUGCCCAGGAAGAUAACGGAACAUGGCGUCUAUUCAAAUCAUCCAACUCUGUUCUCCCUGAUUUGAUAUACAUCAAGACACAAAAUACCCCAUCGGGAAACGUAGAGGUUCACAUCGCUAGCGGAGCAUCAACUUACAAAACACGUACUCUUGAAGUUGUUACCUCAUUCGGGAAUGAGCAAGAUGGUCAAUGGAACGUGUAUGAUUAUGAUGGCGAUGGAAAGCCAGACUUAGUCUUCAUUAAAACUAGCAAUACCGGCACGGGAACAACCGAAGUAUUCGUCGCAUCUGCUGCAUCCAAUUACCAAACAAGACUCAUCAGCACUGGGACUACCUUUACGGUGGAAAACAACGGUUUCUGGCAACUUGGGCCUUACAGCGCUAAUGGAGAUUUGAUCUAUAUCAAAGACGUCAAUACUGGCACCGGGACAACAGAGGUCCACGUUGCAUCGAGAGCAUCGGGUUACAAAACUAGAUUGUUGGAUGUCGGCUCUACUUUCGCUCAGGAACAAAAUGGAGUUUGGAAAUUGAUUGACUUUAAUCUUGAUGGCAAGCUCGAUCUUACUUAUAUUAAGUAUCAGAACACUGGAACGGGUACAGUUGAAGUACAUGUUGCUAGUGGUUGAUUUGGAGUAGUUGGGAUUGUAUUGGUGGUGGUGGUAUGAAUGUGGAGUUAGACUAUAACUGGUGUGAAAACCAUUCUUUUGGCUCGAUUAAAUGUGGUAAACAGGUAUAUAUGGAAUUUAGGGUUUGUUUUAAAAUAUACAAUACCCGUUUCAUCUGUUUAUGAUAGCUUCCGUACUUAUGAUGGUUUAUUUUCACAUAAUGACACAUUCCCCCCC
This is a messenger RNA of Sclerotinia trifoliorum, 1532 nucleotides long. The record is from the annotation of a GenBank genome assembly. Lineage: Eukaryota; Fungi; Ascomycota; Leotiomycetes; Helotiales; Sclerotiniaceae.